This is a messenger RNA of Dichotomopilus funicola, 1887 nucleotides long. RefSeq lists its product as uncharacterized. The coding region runs from base 1 to 1887 and encodes 628 amino acids. The record is from RefSeq and is a predicted model, not a curated record. NCBI's taxonomy places the organism in Eukaryota, Fungi, Ascomycota, Sordariomycetes, Sordariales, Chaetomiaceae. The transcript has 2 exons.
AUGACAACCUACAGUCUAGCCGAUAACGCUUCCGUCCUUUCUCGUUAUCCCAUCAUUGAUCGGACCGACCUGCGCCAUCCCGAGUUCUAUGCGGCCGUCGAAAACGAACAGACUCGAGAAAAUCGUUUUCUUAGCGCAAUAGUUUCUCGCAGGCGAAGAUCCUCAGAUACACGCGGCUCCUCUCAGAUAUCGGUUCCCCAGCAAAAAGUCCGGACACCUCCAAACUGCGGACCAAACGUCAUGGGGGGUUGGUCCGUUCUGACAAGGCGGGUCUGGCGACCCAGUGAGUUUCGCUUCGAAACGUUGUUCGAAGUUCCCGUCAUUUUCGUCUGCCCACCCUCCAAUACAAGGGGGCCGAUUAGGAACCAGCCCAUCUAUUUCGUGGCCGGAACGCCGGACAGCAUGGAACACACGAGGGCACUGCUCCCAAGGGAAGAACAGCGAAUCCAGUCAACGCCCGAGAGCCAAGUGCGCACAGCCGAUAACGAGAGGGCGUCCUGGGUAACGCUACUCUCACACCUCCAGUUGAUGGAACGAGAGAGUCAGGAGUGGGAUCAGCCGCUGCUGCUUUACAGAAGUGGUCCGCAGUUGGCGUACCCCAUUGGAUUUGGUGAGCGCACUCUAGCCGUCGCAAUCCAAGCCAAGACGCGGAGCUGGGACACGAUACCAGCUCACGUCAAGAAGCCCUACGCGACGACGGCCUUUUGCCACCUUCUCGAGAUCGCCGCUAUGAUGGGGAUAUACUGGAAGGAAUUUGAUCGGUUGAAAGAGCGGUAUCAGGCGGAGGGCAACGGAUACAUUCUCACAGGCGCCCAUAUUCCAGAUCUGGGCCUUAUGUUCACGCUCCAGAUCUCCGGUAAAAAUAGAUUCCAGGAGAAUAGGGUGAUCCCAGUGGACGAAGUGAAGGAGCUCUGCUGCGGCUUUGUGUCAACCCUGUUCCACGAUAUUAAGAGGGGUCAGCGCCAGGUCGACCUUCCCAACAAAGAUCCUAAGAACCUCGACUUCCUCCAGCUUGGCAGUAGAAAUGAGAUCGCUGAGACUAUGGUGUUGAUUGGUUGUAAUACCGAUACCACCAACUACUUCCGCUCAAACGAUGCUAAACAUAGCCAUCUUUUUCCAGUCCCCUUCGAGCUCCUAGGAAUGCUGGGAAAGACGUUGCACAUAUGGCACAGUGCCUUCCGGAUGCUGCCGAAUCCUACGCCGUACGCCUGGGACAAGAACUUCUUUGACCUCCGCCAGCUCGUGGAGGAGUACUUGAAGAAUAUUACCGACUCGGACUUGGACCUCUCCCUAGUGCCGGGAGUCCACGUGCUGGAACAUGCCGCUAAAAAGCUGGUUCAGACGCUGCACCAAGAUGAGAGGGCCCAGAACCCCGGCUACUCUCCACCACUACUUAAUACCCUACACGAUAUCCUGGAUAGCUGUGACGACGUGCUCAAAGCGAGUGACAGGAAUCUUGUCCUGAUAGUGAUCCGGGAACAUUUUCAGGAAGUUCUCAAGCUCAUCAAUGAAGUGAGGAUGAUUACCAACAAGGAUGAUGACGAAAGUGCCGUGUCGCAGCAAGGGGAGGAUUUCAGCAAACUCACAGCAGCUAGCCCAGAGCUGCGCCAGGAGGUCUUUAUGCAGCUCUACUUCUCCAAGGUCCUCCGUCAUGUCAGGGAGCGUGCCGUGGUGUUGUACCGAUUGCCGCAGCCGUCCUCGACUGACUCCAGCCGUGUCCAGCCGGAGGCCGACCUCACCGAUAUCCGAUCGCAGGCCUCGGCCAUAUGGUGCACGCUUGUCCUACGAAUGAUGUGCUGGCUGCUUCUCCACGAUUUCGAUAAGAAGGACGUCCAGAUACCAAAGAGCGAGCUAUUCGGCAGUCGGCUUCCUGUGUAUAUCGGCUGA